This is a messenger RNA of Botrytis cinerea B05.10, 1818 nucleotides long. RefSeq lists its product as hypothetical. The coding region runs from base 100 to 1701 and encodes 533 amino acids. Lineage: Eukaryota; Fungi; Ascomycota; Leotiomycetes; Helotiales; Sclerotiniaceae. The transcript is spliced from 3 exons. The record is from RefSeq and is a predicted model, not a curated record.
GGCGGAUUCGAGAAAUUCCAUCGCAUUUAAAAAGAAGUAGUAAUAUUUUUCGAAAUACACAAGUCUGGUCUCGUACCUACACUUCUCAAUUUCAACACGAUGAAUGAAGAACAGCUCGCCCGCGUCCUUAGACGCGAUCCCAACAUCAACGUCCCCCGACCUCAAUAUCGAAGACCCGAACGAACCCAACCUCUCAGAUGGGCUCGAAGCACUCCCCACACCUUGAAGCAAAGAAUAUUACCACUCUACAGGACGAUCCGUACAACCGAGCCCCUAAAAUGGAUCCCAGAUGAACAUUUAAAGACCGCAUGGCCAUUCCUUCCUAAUCGACCCCCCGUAUAUCCCGAGCUUCCCGUGAAGAAACACGGUCGUGAAGAACUCGAGAUUGAAGAAGCAAGGAAGAGGCAAAAGGCGGAGAGACGUAGAGCCAAAGCAGAGGCAGCAAUCGCGAAAUUAACUGCUCCUCCAGCACUCAAGCCCGAUAUCUUUCCUCUAUCUCCACAAGCUGCUCGCGCGCCCAGACCGAAAGAUCCAUCGACGGAAGAGAUACGCAAAAAAUGGCCGGGCCCUGGAGACUUUGAAUUUAAUUGGAAGGAUAAUCCACACAAGGAUCACAGUAUGGCGGUAAGAGACAGUAUUCCGAAUGACAUGUACGAGCCUCCAAUUGUCAGGGCAAUGCCCAAUCGAAAGCCUUUGAACAAUUCUACGAUAAAACUACCAUUCGUGGAAGAUGCCACCGUCUUUUAUCCGAGUAAAAUACCUGGGAGUGGAGAUUGCUUUUUUGGUGCAGUUUCCAUGGCUUUGUAUGGAACAACCAUGUAUUGGCACUAUACAAAGUACUGUCACUUGUGGUUCUUUCGUUACGUGCUCACACAUCCUGCGCAUCCGCGACAUAGCUUUUAUUGGCAUAUAAAUUCUAUUGGGGACGCUAAUGGCCAGAUGAAUACGUGGCACCGAUUGAGUACUCCACAUGCCUGGCAAUUAAGCGCGCUCUUCAAUGUCACAGCCGAUAUCUACAACCUCUUUGUAGUACUAUACGAGGCACCCCAAGCGAUCGAUCUAUUUGGCCAAUACAACGCGACGCACGUGUUCUUCCACCUCAUCAAUAGGAAUCAUUAUGAAAGUUUGAUCCCCAAAGAUAAUGAGGUCCUAUUUCCAUUUCCAGAUGGCAUUAAGAUCAAUCCCAGGCCUGGAAGAGCAAAGAUACGGCCUCCCAGCGGACACGGCAAAAACAUUGUGCCGCCACCUAUUGCACUGCCAAUCAUUCCACGCCCAUCAUUGAUGGAUAUGACUCGGGUUCUUGGAAUCAAUACGAAAGGUGGAGCUCUAGAUAUGGAUGUAGUCAGAACCGGGCUCAAGAGAGAGAGAGCGUUAGCAAGAAAGCUGAAUGAUCCUGGAGAGAUCAAGUGGUGGUUGGCAGCCGAGGCCAAGGAAAGGAAAGCAGAAGAAGAUGAAUGGCUUGCCAUCAUAGGAAAAGUGCCAUCUUCAAAUCAGGGCAAAUUGCCGACGAACGAGGAAUUGGCAGCAAAUCUCUCCAAAACAUUGGGAAAGGGGAAGAAGCCGGGGCCAGGAGAGGUUCAAAAGGAACCUGAGGGCGAUAAGUUUACACCGGGAGGAACGAAAAAGAAAAAAUUCACCGGUUUCGGUCUUGAUAGCGAUGACAGUACUGAUGACGAAACAGAAAACCCGACAGGUGGUUAGUCGCCGAAAGGGAAGAACAAACUCCCGUAAAUCCGGAUAAGAAGCCUUCUCUCAAGACGCCCCACGGUAAGGGAGCAGGGGAAAAACCACCUAGAUGGUAAGAGAUAAUAUCUUGGA